AUGGCCUCCUCGUGGUGCUGGAGCUGCCUCUCAAGGCUUCGCGCAACGCCAACACCGCGAGCAAUCCUCCCUCCGCAGUCUAUCACGCCCCGAAUCACAACCGCCUCCUUCCACUCCUCCGCCGUGCAAUAUGCCAACCCAACAAAGAAGAAGGGUGCCCUCGUGGCAGUGAAGUACCGCCAGGGUCAGACUCUGCGCCGAAAGAAGAAGAAGACCACCGAGCGUGCGCGUCCCCCGGCCGUCGGCGAGCGCAAGGCUUUGCGGAAACGUAUCGUCUUGAGUAACCCCAAUGCCCUUGAGGUGGAGGGUAUGCAGGAUUUGUCUUCGGAGACUAUGGUUGAUGCCCGUCUGCGUGGCUCGGUGCUGGGUCUGCCCGUGCCGAUGCUGGAUCAAUUGAGAGCUGUGCAGGCUUUCAAGCCUAAGCAGGGUUGGUCGAUAUUCCGCCGGCCGGGUACCGUUCUGCGUCGGGAUACUUUGGAGAUGGCUCGUUUGUUUGAGAAGAUCUCUGGCGAAGGUGAUGCUGCCGAGAAGGGCAAGGUUGUUAAGAAGAUUGUUACGGGGUUGAAGGGCUCUGGCAAGACUGUGCACCUCUUGCAGGCUAUGGCUAUGGGUUUCGUCAAGAAGUGGGUUGUUGUCACAGUUCCUGAUGCCCGAGAACUUGUCUCUGGUGAUACUAGCUACUCCCCGAUCGAGGGCACCAACCCUCCUCAAUACGUCCAGCCCAAUGCCGUCUCCGCCCUUCUGAUGCGCACCGUCGAGGCCAACCGUCAGGUUCUUGCCAGCCUCAAGGUUUCCCAGAAGCACUCUGCCCUGCCAUCCCUGAAGGCUUCUUCCACCCUGGAGGACCUCGCCAAGCUCGGCUUCCAGGAUGCGGCCGUUGCUUGGCCCGUUUUCCAGGCUCUGUGGACCGAGCUCACUGCCACCGCUGCGGCCCCCGGUAUGGAGAAGGACUUCAAGCCCCGCCCUCCCAUGCUUGUCACCGUCGACGGCAUCGCACACUGGAUGAAGGAGAGCGCCUACCGCGCCGCCGACUACUCCCCCGUCCACGCGCACGACCUCGUCUUCGUCAAGCACUUCAUCUCCCUCCUGCAGAACGGCCAGGCCUCCCUGAAGAACGGCGGUAUGGUCCUGUACGCCACCUCCACCUCCAACAACCCUGCCAUCUACACCCUGGAUAUUGCCCUGGAGCAGCUGGCCGCCCGCCAGGCCGGUGUCAGCCCUUCGUCCCCCGACUACCCCGCCCCCGAGGCUUACAGCGGAGCCGACGCCCGCAUUCUGGAGCUCUUCAAGCCUACUACCGGCAAGGAGCCUCAGUUCGAGCUCCAGACCCUCGGCGGUCUGACCCGUGACGAGGCCCGCGGUUACCUGGAGUACUUUGCCCGCAGCGGCUUGCUGCGCGAGGAAGUCAAUGAGACCUGGGUUGGCGAGAAGUGGAGUCUCUCUGGUGGUGGUAUCAUCGGCGAGUUGGAGAAGUUGGGCCGUCAUGUCCGUAGCACUGCGCAGACUACCCCGGUUCUGAACUAA
Penicillium cataractarum is the source of this 1524-nucleotide messenger RNA. RefSeq names its product mitochondrial 37S ribosomal protein mS29. The record is from RefSeq and is a predicted model, not a curated record. Gene Ontology annotation, cellular component: mitochondrial small ribosomal subunit. Bases 1 to 1524 code for a protein of 507 amino acids. Lineage: Eukaryota; Fungi; Ascomycota; Eurotiomycetes; Eurotiales; Aspergillaceae. The transcript is spliced from 2 exons. Gene Ontology annotation, molecular function: structural constituent of ribosome.